AUGGCUUCCGGCGACAAGCUUUCAUCCAUCUCAAAGUUGAAGUCUGCAGAGCUGUUGGAGCUUAUGAAUGCUUACCUGCAGACCCCGGCAGGCGAUGACCUGAAGGAUAAGAUUGGACUUGUUUAUCAGUUCAACAUCUCUCCCAAGAAGAUUGGAAUUAACGAGGAGAAGUUUACGGUGGAUUUGAAGUCCAAGAAGGUCACGGCAGGCGUGUAUGAAGGGAAACCUGACGCAAUGUUCUCUUUCACUGAUGCUGACUUUGUUUCUGUCGCUACUGGCAAGUUAAAUCCGCAAAUGGCGUUCAUCAGAGGGAAGAUGCGGAUAAAGGGAAGUAUGAAAGCUGCUCAAAAGUUCACUCCUGACAUUUUUCCUAAGCCAGCGAAGCUGUAG
Molecule: messenger RNA, 390 nt
Organism: Closterium sp. NIES-65
Lineage: Eukaryota; Viridiplantae; Streptophyta; Zygnematophyceae; Desmidiales; Closteriaceae
Source: the annotation of a GenBank genome assembly